UGGCCAGGGAGGAGUUCCAGGUCGGUGUGGGGGGCGGUGCGGUGGGCUGUCUGGCACCAGUGUCCCUCUCUCCCCUUUGCACCCACAGGCCUCCACUGCAGAGCCUGCGACAGUCUGCGCGCCCCUGUGCGAUCGCGCCCCUCCCCGGCAGGUAUCCGCGAUGGCACUGGCUGUGCUUCGUGGCUGGUGCAGGUGGAUGGGCGUGGAUGCUCAGCGCUCGCUGCUCAUCCUGGGCAUUCCCCACGACUGUGAGGACCAGGAAUUCCAGGAGGCCGCGCAGGCUGCCCUCCAGCCCCUGGGAAGAUACCCAGUGCUGGGCAAGGUGUUCAGAAAGGAGUUCAGAUCCAAGGUCGCCUUGGUGGAGAUGGCUCAGUAUUUAAACCGAAGUGUGAUCCCCCGACAAAUACCAGGCAUGGGAGGACCCUGGACUGUGGUCUUCCUGCCCCAGGCCCCAGAAUCAGAGUCACAGGAUACACCCAAUUUCCUUGCACAGACCCAGAGGCAAGCAGGGGUUGCCUUGGCAGGCGAGGCAGGAACUGGGCAUGGGGCAGGAGCUGAAGGCAAGGCAGCUUCUGGAGGCAAGGAAGGGGCUGGAGGCGGGGCAGCAGCUGGAGGCGGGGCAGGAGCUGGAGGCGGGGCAGGAGCUGGAGGCGGGGCAGCGGCUGGAGGCGGGGCAGCGGCUGGAGGCGGGGCAGGAGCUAGAGGCCAGGAGGGAGCUGGAGGAGGGGCAGCGUCUGGAGGCGGGGCAGCAGCUGGAGGCGGGGCAGGAACUAGAGGCGAGGAG
Molecule: messenger RNA, 784 nt
Organism: Herpailurus yagouaroundi (jaguarundi)
Lineage: Eukaryota; Metazoa; Chordata; Mammalia; Carnivora; Felidae
Product: paraneoplastic antigen Ma6E-like
Exons: 1
Source: RefSeq, a predicted model, not a curated record